Messenger RNA from Microcebus murinus (gray mouse lemur), 3578 nucleotides. The record is from RefSeq and is a predicted model, not a curated record. Lineage: Eukaryota; Metazoa; Chordata; Mammalia; Primates; Cheirogaleidae.
AUGCCGCCGGGCCGCGCGGCAGGGGAGAGCGGGCGUCUCCGGGGCUCGGGUCGUUGGCCCGGCGGGAGCCGGCCGGGGUCUGCUGCGGCGGCGGCGGCGGGCGGCGGGUCGGCUGCAGAGCCCCCGGGCGGCGGCCGCAGCGCUCGCAGCCCGCUGUCUGCGAGGUGUCCCGCAGCCCGCCCGGGGCCCCUUUUGCAGGCUCUGUGGCCGGAGUGCGCCGGCGCCGCCCGCCCGGCCCUGUCACCGCUGGCGCGGCCGCGGGGGCGGGGGCCUGGCUCCGGGUCCCCGACCCGUGCGAGUGUCCGCCCCGUGUGUCCGCUAUUUUGGCUCCGUCUCUUCUGCAUAUUUAUGAUCGUCCGUCCCAUUCCCUGGCCUCUGGGUGUCCGUUGGCAGUUUCCAAAUCACUGGGGCGUGCAGCAGCUUGGGGGAGCCUCGCAACAGCUUGGCGCGUGGCCCUGCACUGAGCGCCGCGGCAGGACCCCCGGCGCGGGGCCGUGGAGGCGAAGAUGCCCCGGGUUCGGGGAAGGCGCAGGCGCCGCGGCCGCCGCUUCCCACUUGAGUGCUGUGUGCUCCCGUGAGGGGCACGGUGGCAUCUUGAUUUCCCAACCUGGGUAGUCACCUGUGCCUUUUUGCCCUUUUUUGAUUUGCAAAAGCAAAACCGAUUCCUCCACGAACACUCCUAGGCUGCCUAGAAACUUCCCUAGACCCAAACUUGAGAACCACACAUAAACGUGCCUGAAUAGAGCAAAAUCGGGCUCGUGUUGAUUUAUGAGAAAGGCCCUGAGGAUUCUGUUGUCACGAACGGCUUACCUGAUGGCAAACGCUCAGCGAGUUCUAAAAUGAGAGGGCUGCUUUGGGCAGCACAACCGCCUGGCGGUCUGGCAGGCAGCAGGGCUGGAGGCAGAGGUGAGGGACAGAGAUGGACUAAAACAGCAGCUGGGAGCCCACCGUGGCCCAGCCUGGUGGAAAGGAACCUCCUUAUCCUUCUCCUGUAUGAAACAGGACAGCUCAGAAGAUUACAUUUCUAAAUUAUUCCCACGACCAUCCUCCAUGAAAUUCUGUUUGGUUGUGUUUGGUCAAAACUGAGCCUUCCUGAACCAAUAGAGAACAAAUGCUCUGUGCAAAUCUUCAAAAUCAUUUUGAAAAUCAAAAGGUAUGCAAAAUGUUAUGGCCUCCAAGGUUCCUUUCAGCUCAAACCCUAUUCUCUGAUCUUUCAUAGUGAAACAUCAGCCCCAUUCCAUUAAGUACUGAUUGUCAAGAAUGAAGUAGGCUUUUGUUGCUGUGUUUAUGUCAGUUACCAUUUACUGUCUCACCACAUUUAUUGGGUUAUUGCACCUGCCUUUCACUCAACAGGAGCUGGAAGGGAAGGAGUCCCAAAUUCUGUUUCCUACAGUGGUAGGAAUGAGUUUCCUUCAUUUUCUGUAUCAGGCCUGGGGAAAGACAUUGUGUUCCAAAGCCUGUGCCUGUCCUUUGAAAUAGCAAGGAGAGGAAGAGAGCAGCAGUUGUCUAGGCUGGGUACUGAAGGUGUUAAGAGCCAGCAAAAGGAGCAAACUGGAAAUGGGGGAAAGUUGAGGGAUUUGCAACUUCUCAUCUUUUGGGUCUUUUCACUGGAGCUGCAUUGUUUUAUCUGACUGUUGUGAAAUUGCACAAUUUCAAACCCAUAUUGAAGUCAACAUACUAACAAGCAUUUUUAAAACAAACAUUGAUAUUUUUCAAUUAACACUAUUUUCCCCUGUAAAGGAAAGUGAUGAAUAUUGGAUGUGAGUUCAGAAAUGAGAAGUUGAAUCUUGCAGUUGUUGCACCCACUAUGUGACUACUGUUGCAAAACACAAAAAUAUCAUUUUUAAAAGAAUGGAAAUUUGGUGAGUAGUAUACACAACAUUAAAAACUAAAUUACAGAAUUUCAUAUUUCAGUAAUUAAAGAUUUAACAAUUGAGACCUGCGACUAAACAAAGUACAUUGAAUGCAUUGUGCAUAAACCAUGGAUUCAAAGCUCCAGGAUAUCUUUGUAAUGAAGCCUAUAAACUCUUAUUGCUUAAUGUCCGAGCCAAAUCAUUAUGGUCUACCAUUUCAUGAAAUAACAAGAGUUUUAAAAUAAGUGAUGUUUUUCAGUUUGUAUAUCUGCAUUCUUUUUUACUAGGAAUAACACAAUGUAGUACAAAAAAUGUUGGGCCUAUAGUUAUAACUUGGAAAAGACACUGUCUUGGAUGUGUAUUUACCGUGUGGCCCUGGAAAGAUAACCGCUUGGGCCCUUGGUCGUUGGGGGUAAUACCCAUUCUAUAAUGGGAGCUGAAAAACAUACAAUUUUAUUUUUUUCUUUCUCCUUAGCAGUAACUUUGAAUACUUCCUUUCAUUUAGACUACAUAGUUUUCAUUUUCCAACUACAAAGCGAUUUAUCUUUUGAUGGCACUUCUAGUAUAUAGCCCCUAAUAAAUGUGUGAAAUUAGUUUCAUACACUUUUCCAGAGUAACAAAAACAUCAAAGUGCUUUGUUAACUUGAAAGAACUCUGAAUCAUGAAAAGGCCAGGACUCUAUCGCCCUCCAACUAACGUCUUUGCCCAAAACAGCACAGGUGACCCCUCCCUCUACUUCAUUUUGUCACCUGUAGAGUAUUGGACUAAAUGGUUCUGAUUACCUCUUCUAGGUCCCAAAUAUUGUGUUAAAAUCCAUGCAAACCCUUUUUUAGAUUCCUGGAACCCUGGGUUAAAAAUAGUAGAUAGACUUGUACUAUCAAGAUCUGUAGAAAAGUAUGAAAUCCUUAAGAGAGUCACUUUGUAAUUGGGUCUAAAUUUUGAAUGCAGGGAAUUCAAAUGCAGUAACUGUUGAUACCACAUCAAAGGCAUGUAGGUUUUUAUGCACCUUCUUUAUGCUCUAUGCUUACUCCUUCAUCCUUUGGCAUGAGGAGUGAUGAGCUCUCCCUGACCUUCCAGAACUCUAAGGCUGUUGUUCUCACCCCAGGCCUCAGGGUUUCUGUAUUUUGAACAAGUUUCCUGUAUUGUACUUCAUGCAUACCCUAAAUGUGAGAACACUGCUCUCAGGUGGCCUUAAGCAACACCUGAAGUGGUAUUUGAGACAAUUACUUAGUAAUCAUUGUAUAGUUAAUUUUGUAGUAUAGAUUCAGACAGGAUAGAACAGUUUGAAUUGCAUCUGUAUUUCUCAGUUGAAAAUUUACUUGAAUAUUACAUGACUCCUAUUCUCCGAACCAUAAAUGCCACGUGUCUGUAUUCACAAACUGUACUCCUGAAUUUAAUUUAUUUAUCAUUUUGUCUUCAAAGAGAAAAAUAAGAGUUGAUGUUUUUAAAAAUCUGAACAACUGAUGUUCUAAAGAAAUAAAAUAUACAGCUGGCCCCAGAGCAAGCCUUUGCACUAAAUUUAUGUGAGUUUAUUGAAUCUCCGGGUUCCAGUAAUAAUAUUUUCUAUCUUUGGCAAUCAUUUUUGGACUGAUACUCAUUAUGUUUUAUCUGCUCUGGGCUUUAUUCCAUGGAUUUUUAAAGGACACUAGCUCAGUUUGUUUCUGGGAGAUGUAACACAAAGUAGAUAAUAGCCUUUAAUUCUAAUAUACCUAUUACAACUUAAAC